AUGAAGUGUAAAGACUACACCGCCUUCAAGAAAUGGUACGACGAGGAGGCGCGGCAGCAAAAGAAACGUUGGAUAUUUGAGAAAGAGUACUGCGUUAACGAUUGCCGUAUUCUUCGAGAAGCCUGUCAGCGUUUCUGCACUAGCAUGGCUGCUCUAUCUGGCGGUUACAAUCCGCUCGGCCAUUCCGUUUCCUUACCGAGCUUCGCCAAUACCGUGUUUCGAGCGCGCUUCAUGCCCGCUGACAGUAUUCAAUUUUUCACCUACCGUGACCUUCACCCUCAUCGAUCCUACCCUUUUGAAAGCCUGGAAUGGUUGCAUUAUGUGGCAAAGUCAGAAAAGAAGUCGAUACGACACGGCCGCAACCACCCAGAAGGGGAAAAGCAGAUUGGGCGCUUCUUUGUGGAUGGAUUUGAUGAAGUGAAUAAUGAAGUAUUUGAGUAUCACGGGUGCUAUUUUCAUGGUUGCCCAGCAUGCUACACUAAGGAUGCCAAAACAUAUGGCGGCCAAUCGAUGGCGCAGCUGUUUCAUUCAACCAUGCAUAAGCAGAAAUAUUUAGAAUCUCGUGGAUUAGUUUACCGUUCCAUCUGGAGCUAUCAAUGGCUCCAGUAUAAGCGACAGCAUCAGCAGGCGUUCCAGCAGGCGCUCGGCGAUUUUAGCCAUGUCCCUCCGAUGAACAUCAGAGAUGCACUUUUCGGCGGGCGGACAGAAGCUUUUCGAUUGUUAGCUAUGCCUGACUCAUCGAAGGGUGAAUAUAUAUCAUAUUUGGACAAAAACUGCCUAUAUCCCGCUGUGUGCAAACAGAAGUGUUACCCGCUGGGUAUUCCUGAAAAGAUCCUUUGGCACUUUAAGCCAAUAGAUGAAUAUUUUGGGAUCGCGCAUGUUCGCGUUUUGCCACCCGCAAGUUUGCCGCUGCCUGUUUUGUUACAACGGAUCAAUCAUAAAUGCGUGUUUACGCUUUGUUGGCGCUGCGCUGAGCAAAACAAUCAGGAAGCAGUAUGCUGGCACACCGACGAACAGAGAUGCUUCAAUGGAGUGUAUAUGAUACCCGAGUUAGCGCUGGCGCUGUCUAUGGGCUACACUCUGAUUAAAGUCCAUGAGAUAUGGCAUUAUGCCCGCCAAGGCGAUCUGUACUCUCAUUACAUCAGUACAUUCAUGACUGAAAAAGCGGCGGCCAGCGGGUAUCCCGCCAACUGCGUCAGUGACGAAGACAAAAGAAAUUAUUUGCAGCUGCUGUACGAUCGCGAUGGCGUUGUGGUCGAUCCGGGCCGAGUUGAAAACAAUCUAACAAAGCGUUUGCUUUCUAAGCUGAUGCUUAACACAUUCUGGGGAAGGCUGGCAAUCAAAGAAAACAAAUCGCGCUUUGAGUACGUUAAAGAUACCAAGCGUUUCAAUGACCUUUUCUAUUCCGGCAAUACAAUGUCUCCUAUGUGGAUAUUGUAA
Messenger RNA from Paramacrobiotus metropolitanus, 1440 nucleotides. RefSeq lists its product as uncharacterized. Gene Ontology annotation, molecular function: DNA binding; nucleotide binding; DNA-directed DNA polymerase activity. Gene Ontology annotation, biological process: DNA replication. The transcript has a single exon. NCBI's taxonomy places the organism in Eukaryota, Metazoa, Tardigrada, Eutardigrada, Parachela, Macrobiotidae. Bases 1 to 1440 code for a protein of 479 amino acids. The record is from RefSeq and is a predicted model, not a curated record.